AUGUUCAUCUGCGUCAGGCAUGGCGACAACCAGCGCUUCCUGGCCAACACUGACUGCCCCGUGCUGCUGCUGCUGCCCUACGUGCGGAGGAAGGCGGGGGUGCCGCCGGGGGCCGUCAUCGACCUGUGCGACCCGCAGGGCACCCCCAAGCUGCUCUUCCAGCCCAAGGCGCUGAGCGAACGGGCCAGCAAGUUCUUCCCGGUGCCCGGCACCUACUACGUGUGCCGCGUGGAGUUUGGGGCGCCCGGGACGCAGCAGGAGCACGUGUACCAGGCCUUCGUGCCCCUCCUCAAGGCCCCCAGCCCGGAGCUGACAGAGGCCCUGCGGCAGCACUGCGAGCACCAGCACCGCGUCCGCCUCCGGACGCCGAGGGUGCUGGAGAACAGGAGGAUGCCCAACGCGGAGACGGCACCCGCCGCGGCGCAGGCCCCCGCUGUGGACGCCCCGAGCCGGUGCCCCUCGGAGCAGGGCAAGGUGGCGGGACACACAGGCUCGGCGGGGGCUGCGGAGGAGGACGGGGCCCAGCGCAAGGCGGGUUCGUCCGGCCGAGCGAAGCAGGAGCCCGGCCGGAAGGAGAGGCACCGCUGA
Molecule: messenger RNA, 588 nt
Organism: Rhea pennata
Lineage: Eukaryota; Metazoa; Chordata; Aves; Rheiformes; Rheidae
Gene: C11HXorf65
Product: chromosome 11 CXorf65 homolog
Exons: 6
Coding region: 1-588 (195 amino acids)
Source: RefSeq, a predicted model, not a curated record